Molecule: messenger RNA, 618 nt
Organism: Triticum turgidum subsp. durum (durum wheat)
Lineage: Eukaryota; Viridiplantae; Streptophyta; Magnoliopsida; Poales; Poaceae
Source: the annotation of a GenBank genome assembly
AUGGAGCGACUCGCUGUGGAGAGGAUGGGGUUGGAGUUCGUUUCAACAAAAGAGCACUACCAUGUCAAGGUGGUCGACAAGCAGGGAGUGGUUUCCAAGAUGUCUUGCAAAUGCACUUUGCAAGAAGAUGGGAAGCUUGCAAUCGACAAGAUUGAAUUGAACCAGAUACGACCCUUAUUGGAAGAUGUAUCCUGCCUGUCGAAAGAUCUUGAUUUAAGGCUGAUGUUGAAUACGAAUAGGAUCCUAAUAGACCCUGAAGUGGAAAAUGCCAUCAAGAGCUUAGUGUCUUCAGCUAUUGUUGAUCCUAAUGCCAGAGGGGGGCUUAGACGGCCACUUGGGAACAAGUGGAUUGAUCAGAGGUUCAGCAUAGCUGGAGUGUGGCAUACAAACUACAAGGCUUUUGAGAAUAAAUCCUUAAAGAUGUAUCUAAGGCAUACUGGUCGGUUUGUCCAAGGGAGCUCCACUAGAGAGGUUUCCAAUGAAGUUAGCUUCAAAUUAACUGGCAUAUCCAAGAGACUUCAGGACGGUGGCAAUCAAGAGGUGGACACUCUAAAAGGGAUGCUAGAGUCUGCGGUGCGGAUGAUCUGGGACUAUGCUUUGAGUUAUCAUAAAUCUUAG